Molecule: messenger RNA, 3381 nt
Organism: Ruditapes philippinarum (Manila clam)
Lineage: Eukaryota; Metazoa; Mollusca; Bivalvia; Venerida; Veneridae
Exons: 9
Coding region: 1240-3381 (713 amino acids)
Source: RefSeq, a predicted model, not a curated record
AAAUUCCGAUGGUAAUAUUUUGUCUGAAUCUUAUUAUGAAAAAGCAGAGUCAAAUCUGUUACACCUUUAAAUAUUUUGUUAUUAUAAAAUUUUGACAAACAAUGUUGCUAGAAUUUGUCGAGGCUGAUGCACGGUGCAUAUCCAUAGCGGUACCCUCUUUGCGCAAUAUAUUAAAGCGGUACUCUCUGUCAUUCUCAGCUGAAAACAUGUAGGCGACAUACACCAAUCUAGUAAUUUAUUAUUCUGCUGAUAAAAGGUGAUAUGUCGAUUUAAAAAGUAAACUACGGAACACUAGAAUGUUUGAACUAUAUCUUUUUAAGGAAUCUGUACAUUUUGCAAUUACUGCAACUCCAGAGUACGCUACACAAAAUCGCCAUGUUUCGCCACACCCACCACCUCGGCAUGUUUUAAGGGCCAAACAAAACCAAUGAUUUGAUUAUAUACACAUCGUACAGAGUAAUCAUUGUUAUUGUAUCUUUUGUCAUAUGUCAAUAAAUAGUCAAAAUACUUUUUGAAUUAAUAAAAACACCUUACAUUCGGUUACCUUUUUGCCAUUGUGUUUUCCUAACACAUGUACGUACCCUUCAUCUCAUUUGUUUUUAUCAUUUUUUUUCAUUGUAGAAGAAACUGAGUAUGCGACAGAGAACUCAAUAAAAUGUAUAACACAAUCCAGAAUCGCUUUAUUUUUCUGUGAUAUGUGAUAUAAGAAGUCCGUGGUCAUUUCAUAAUCAAGAGAAAGGGUGCCUAUGACAGGAAAAAGAGGUAACCCGUGUUGCUGAGAAACCGAAAGUUAGAUGUCUUUAUUAAUCUAAAAUGAAGGUUUGACUAUUCAUUUAAAAUGUGUCCAAAUAUAAUAUAAAAAUCACUACACGUAAAAUGUAUGAUGUGUAAAUAAUCUGUCAUUGGUUCCGUGGUAUAAUUCCUUUUCCACUCGACAUACCACUUUUUAUCAGAAGAGAUGUCUGUAUGUCGCCUAAUUGUUUUCAGCAGAGAAUGAUUUGUGUAUCUGCAAAAAGGCUACCGUUAUAGGAGGGGAGCGCAAAGAAGGGAAUGAUAUGGAUAUGCACCGGGUGAUGGCUCGGAAAAGAACACUUGCCUUUUAUGUUUCGGUUAAUACAAUUAUAAGUAAUUUUCUUUUUAACCAUAUAUGCUUUAUUCAAUGUAUUACUUUAGUUUCAUAACAUGAAAAGCUAACAUUUCACAACAGGUGUCCAUCUUCAAAACAGUUUUAAAUGACGAAUGGAUCAAACACAAAUGGAGACAUUUGAAUCGAAGAGCAUUGAUAUAACAAGAGGACAUGAACUCUACCUCAGCCAUGUUUUAAUGUUAGAACAAUCUUUGCCUGUUGCACUCAAGGCCAUUUUAAAAAGGGAAAUUGAAAAAUGUGGAAAAGAUAUGGCAAAUUUAUUACAUGAAAAAAGAGUGAUAUUAAAAGAGCAGUACGAAAGAGAGUAUCUUCAACUUUUUCAAGAUGACAAAGUCAAUACAAACAUUGACAGUUGGGAUACUCGCCAGUUUUGUGCUGUGACAUUGGUCUUGUUUAAAUCAGAUCUUACUGAUCUGGAGGUUAAAGCUAUACAAUGUUUAUAUGAUCAGAGAAAAGACAUUGAGAAUUACGCCGAAUGUGCUUCCUUAACAUACAAUAUCUACAACGAAAAACACAAUUUAUUGCACGAGCAAUUACUCGAGCUAAUUAAACUUAUAGAUGACAAAGCUAAUUAUGAUUGUAAACGUAUGAUGUAUUCAAUUGAACCAAAGUCAAUAAAAUUAAAUGAAAGGCUAAUAGGAAAACUGAAACAUACAAAAGAUUUCAAAACUCAUCUACAAAUAGCAGUAGAAGCUAAAUUGGUAACAAAGAACGACAUUUCUGAGGAAGAAAACAAUAAAAAACUUCAGACAAUAAGCCAAAUGUUCACUGAAGAACUUCAGAACAAAAAUGUCUACAUCAAUGAUUCAGCUAUUUUGACAUGUAAACUCAACAUUCCAACAGAUGAAAAUGUUGAGUGGAGGAAAGAUUACAAGCCGGUUGAAACUUCAAACAAUUUAAUGGUCAUGAGCAAGAAUGGCAAUCAUUGGUUAGCGAUUUCCCGUGCAUCAUUGGAAGAUAUGGGCAAAUAUUCUUGUGAAUGUGGCAAUAUUUCAACAUCUGCUGAACUAACUGUUACAGAUGAAACAUUGAAUUUGGUCGUUGAUUUGCCGGACAAGCCCGAAGUAAUUGAGCAUAGAAACAUCGAUAUCGAGUGUAAAGUUAACCUACUAACGAGUAAAGCAGUUUGGCGACACAAUGGGAAUCUUUUAGAAUCAUCUGAUAAAUACGUUAUACAAGCAAAGGGAACUACACACAAAUUGACGGUCAUGAAUGUAACAUUUCAAGAUGAGGGUGAAUACACAGUGAACUUUGGAAAAGUCUUAUCUCAAACAACGUUGGUAGUACAAGGUGAUAAAGACCUUUUACACAGAACUCAACUAAUAGAGGAGCUAUACAGAAAUUGGGUAAGAGGGGCUCUGGCACUAAAAUAUCUGAAAACCGGUUUAGAGGGAUUUUUCGACAGCGCUGUGAAGAGUCAACAUGAUGAUAUAAUGUCAGCACUAGGAGGCGCUUGUAAUUCUUGUACAAAGGAAAGUCUUAUUCCUCAUAAACAAAAUGCAUGUCCAAACCAAAAGAAGCAUUUAUGUCUAUGUACCAAGAAUCAAAGAAAUAAAUUGACAAAAAUGUGUCCCAAUGGAGGAUUUUGUGGCAAAUUCUAUGAUCGAAUAGUUUGUGAUCAUCGUUUUCGUGACCCAUUAAUUGCAAACACGGAUGUCCGGAAAUGGAGCACUGAGCCUUGGAGUGUUGCUACAUGUUUUGUAAAUACUACUGGCUACGAAGACAAACAAUCAGCUAAGUCUACUAAGUUUAUUUAUAAACAAUAUUUACAUAGUAAAGAAGCACGAGAAGUGCGAAAUGAUAUUCUUCACAAUCCAAACUAUGAACUGUCUGAGAAUCAACUUAACAAGUAUAUAAAGACAUUUAAGGAAGUACUAGAAAUCAAAGACAAUCAUGGCAAUACACCUCUGAAAGACGAGCCAGGCGUAGAAGAAGCGUUACAUUUACUAGAUAUGGUGCAGAAAAAUCAGAUUGAGAUAAAGCUUGAACAUAAGGGGCGACAGCUAAGAGAGCACGGAAUGUCUAGAUUAGAAGAGAAAUACCAAUCAGCAAAACAACAGCAUGAAUUGAAACUUAAACUGAUGGAGCGACAGAUAAAAGAGCACUUCUUGCUCGAUCUACAGAUAAAAGUUAUUGCUAAAAAUGGUGAAAAAAGUGCUGAAGGGAAUCAACGAGUUUAUGAAGUAAUGAGAGACUAUAUUAAAGAUAAAGAUGAUAUGACUGGUUCGCCUUAG